CAUGCCCGUGUAAUUUCUGAGAACGUCUCCAUCACUCAUCCUCAGGCCGCUAUUCUCUUGGUUCCUCACAUCUGGUCUCUUCUUCGACUUAUCGCCUCCCAGCGUUCACUUUCUAACAGCGCUCUUCGCCCUCUUCACCCGCUGUCACACGCCCCACCAUGCGCUACGCAGUCAUGGUCACCGGCCCCGCUGGCGCGGGCAAGAGCACCUUCUGCCAGGCGCUCAUCACGCAUGCCCAGACCAUUGGGCGACAAGUGCAUCUGAUCAACCUCGACCCCGCCGCGGAACGGUUCGAGACUCCGCCAGUAUUGGACAUCCGCGAUCUCAUCAGCCUCGAAGACGUGAUGGAGGAGCUCGAGUUCGGGCCAAACGGUGGAUUGGUGUACUGCUUUGAGUACCUCCUCGACAACCUCGACUGGCUGGAAGAGGAGCUUGGCGCAUACGAGGACGAGUAUCUGAUCAUCGACUGCCCCGGCCAGAUCGAGCUGUACACGCACAUCCCCCUCCUCCCACAACUUGCCACCUUCCUCGACCGACGACUCAACUUCCGCACCUCGGCCGUCUACCUCGUCGAGUCGCAAUUCAUGCAGGACCGCGCCAAGUACUUUGCAGGUGUUCUCUCCGCCAUGUCGUGCAUGCUGUCCCUCGGCAUCCCCAUGCUCUGCCUCAUGAGCAAGAUGGACUUAGUUAAGGACGCGAAGGGGCGGAUCGGGCGCGAGGUUGGGCGAUACCUUGAUCCCGAUCCGGGGUUGGUCGAGGAGGACGUGCACGCCCGCACGAAUCCCAGGUUCCACGGGCUGAAUCGCGCCGUCGCAGGCCUGAUUGAGGACCAGAACAUCGUCUCCUUCCUUCCCCUGGAUGUCACCGACGAGGACAGUGUUAACACUAUUCUAUCGCAUGUCGACAACAUGAUGCAGUACGGCGAGGACGAGGAGCCCAAGGUCCCCAAGGACAUGGACGAGGGCGACUUUGAGGAGUAGUGCGCGAGCGCGACAGUCCUUCGCCCUCUUGCUCCCCACACGACUUCACUUCAUCGACUUCAUCUUGACAUAACCAGCAUGCAUAAUAUCAACAGGACCGCCCGCCAGCAGCGAUCGCGCGCUUGCGCUGCGCUGAAAAAUAAUAACACUAGAUCUUUGUCCGCAGGCCCCGCGCAUUCAACAGCCGUUCAGUCCGGAAGCGCUCGUACACAACCUCACGGGUCGUCUGGCGCAGCCAGUCAGUUGCAUCGACGAUCGCAUUCCGUACCGCCGGCAGGUCCGAGUGUGCGGGAUCAGCCGCGUCCGCCCGGCCCCACCGGAACGCGCGCGUGAAGCCUGGUCCAGGUUCGGGCGCAAAGACGACGUACGGGAAGUCGGUGUCGGGCUCGGAGUCUCUUGCGUCGUCGCCCGAGUCGUCCUCGUA
This is a messenger RNA of Cutaneotrichosporon oleaginosum, 1404 nucleotides long. RefSeq lists its product as uncharacterized. The record is from RefSeq and is a predicted model, not a curated record. NCBI's taxonomy places the organism in Eukaryota, Fungi, Basidiomycota, Tremellomycetes, Trichosporonales, Trichosporonaceae. Gene Ontology annotation, molecular function: GTPase activity.